Cooperia oncophora is the source of this 714-nucleotide messenger RNA. The record is from the annotation of a GenBank genome assembly. Lineage: Eukaryota; Metazoa; Nematoda; Chromadorea; Rhabditida; Trichostrongylidae.
AUGGGAUAUCUGGAGCCGCAUGAGGACAGCAUGAUUUCAUUACCAAUCAAGUUUUGCCUUAUGCUGUUAGCGGGUUACCUAUUAUUUACCGCCGCAUUUGUCUAUUUUUUCGACGAAUGGAUGGGAUAUGUGCCAGAAUCCGGUCUGUCGUUCUUUACCGCUCUAUACUUCUCCUACAUAUCUAUUUCUACUAUUGGCUUGGGAGACAUUAUGCCGAAAAACGCCACGUUUCAUCCAAUCAUCUCCGCUUUGUUCUUUUUCGGGAUGCCAGUGAUGAAGGUUGUCAACCGGGCCACAUAUGUCUUCAUUGAAAACGGGGUAUUUGGUGCUUUUACGCUUCUCGAGAACUCUAUUGAUCGGUUAACAUCAAAGAUCCAACCAAAGGAAGAAGAGGUGAAUAGUCUUCGUCUGGGAACUCUUACAAAAAUUCGAUUUUCUGAUCAGGGCAGUUGCGAAAAUCGAAAUUUUCAGCCUUCAAUACGAUCUUCAAAGAAGAUCAGUCGCUGCAGCUACUGCACUCAUAUCAAUGAAGAGGUAGAAGAGGAUCAAGCCACUGAGUUGCUGAAUGGUUUGACGAUUCGUUCGUUGGCUGCGUUCGCAAGGGCGAACUCCGAUGUGUACGGUGGAGGGUUUGGACGAGUCAAUCUACGUGCUGGUGAUCUCGUCCAGUCAAGGACGAAUGUCAGUCAAAAUCCAGGCGGCACAUCACCUUGA